Messenger RNA from Acaulospora morrowiae, 1821 nucleotides. NCBI's taxonomy places the organism in Eukaryota, Fungi, Glomeromycota, Glomeromycetes, Diversisporales, Acaulosporaceae. The record is from the annotation of a GenBank genome assembly.
UUACCGCUAUGGGGAUAUUUCGCUUUGUUAGUGACGCUUUUGGUCGCAUUUGCCGGUCUGACGUUGAACCCUCCGGCAUUAAAUAUUCAAUAUCCAAAGAACACCGCAUCUUCCAACACAAAUUCUUCAUCCUCUCCUAUUUCAAGCACGUAUUUAAAUAAAUUUAAUCAUCCCAUAAUAAAGCCCAUUAGACUUCCACCUCCUCUGGAGAAUAGUUCAUCGACUUUGCCGAAAAUAUUCAAGACGAGUUAUUCGACAAUUAGAUAUCUGAUCUUAUUUACUUUGGUGGUGAUCUUUCUGAUGAUUCCCGUGGUUUUCAGAAAAGAUGUAGGAUGCAAGUAUCAAGAAUCGGUUGGAUUGCUGGUGACCAUUUUGUCGUUGAAAAUGUUGAUGUGGUUGAAGAAGUGUUGGCAAACAGAUGUGAUUCAAUCUUCACUCGAAAUUUCAGAGAAUGCGCGGAUCAGAGAUCACUAUAAAAAUACCAAGAAGAAUAUUGAUCAGAAUACACAACAAGAUAAAUUGUCGAUUGACCAUGAAAAAUUGGAUUCUCAGAGAGUGGCACCUUUCAUUAGGACAUUGUUUUAUUGGCGUCAAUAUCCUGGAUUAGACACAUUCACGUUAAAACCAAAAAACCAACAUUGUUGCUCAUCACCGCUACUAUCACCACUCGCGAAGUCAAAUUUUACACAAAAUCAACCAUCUCCAAUUCAGCUUGUGCAACUACCAACACCCCCGCCAGAACUAGAUCAAUUACAAGAAGUUUCGAACGAAUCACCUCAGCAGCCAAUGUUGAUGAUUUCCAAAAAACAAAUUUUUACUUUUCUUAAAAAACGUGUUCUGAUAUGGUUAAUGAAGUUGAUCGGGCACGGACUUUUGAUAAAAUUCUUGAUCAAUUAUGUUCCUUAUUUGUCAUCAACCUCUUAUUCCUCAAGAUUAGUUGGAUUUUUCACCACCGGAAAAUCACCUAUUACCGCCCCAUUUGAGCUGUUAUUGAUAAUGUUGGUUAGUGACAAUGUAAGAGACAUCGGAGAAGAUGAGAACGAAAGUGAAAAUUUGAACACAUCAUUCAUCUUGUUGUUACUCUCGAAUCUGGGAUUAACCACUCCACGAAUAAAGACAAUCAAACAAUGGUUAAUAUCUUUAAUAUUUCAUACUCCGCAUUUAUUUGAGAUUCCAUAUUUAUCUAGGAAUCCAAGAGAUUUGUGGUCGUACAGAUGGCAUCAAAGUUUUCAUGAGUUGUUCAAAGAAAUGGCUUACUACCCUGUGAAGGCGUUUGUCGACGGGAUACUAGGAGUUGUGGUUGGGAUAAUCAAGUAUGUUCUGGGAAUAUUUUUGAUGCUUGGUAGUUUCGUGGGCGGAAGAGAUGACUUUGAAGAGUAUGAAGAGGUUAAAAGUUCAAAAAACACGUUACAACAUUGGGCUGCACAUAUCAUGGGAACGAUGAGUGUUUUCGCACUUAGCGGACUAUUAAAUGAGUAUAUAGUAUUUGUGAGUUCGGCUAAUGGUUCAUUUGGAAAAGAACAAUUUUGGUUUUUCAUAGUUCACGGGGUGAUAUUUGUUCUCUGGGAAACGAUCUUUGGUUCAAUUAAUUUUAGUGGUGAGCUAAGAGGUAGUAUAAGUGAUGAAACACAAAAUAACAAUGAUGAUGACGAAAACGUUGGGGUGACGGAGAAUAUUGUCCUCAAGUCGGUAAAGAACGUUGCAAAGUGGCUAAUAUGGAAUUCCAUUAUACUAAUAACAAUACCGUUAUUUAUUGAGCCGUUGAUUAGACUUGAGCAUUUCAAUUGCGUGAUCCAUGUUAAUAGCGAUUUAAUUUGGUAG